AUGAACAAAAUCCAAAGCAUUAACGAUAAAGAACUGCAAAGUGGGAUUCUUAGCCCGCAUCUUUCCUGGCAUAAUGAAUAUAAGGAUAAUGCCUAUAUAUACAUUGGAAAUUUAAACAAAGAAUUGACGGAAGGUGAUAUCUUAACGGUAUUUUCCGAAUAUGGAGUACCUGUCGAUAUAACACUCAGUAGAGAUGAGAAUACAGGAGAGUCACAAGGUUUUGCGUAUUUAAAAUAUGAAGAUCAACGAUCAACGAUUCUGGCAGUCGACAAUUUGAAUGGGGUUAAAAUUGGUGGUAGAGCCCUUAAGAUAGAUCAUACUUUCUAUAGGCCUAAAAGGAAUUUGCAAAAGUACCAUGAAGCCGUACGACAAGAACUGGAUCAAGAUAUAAUGCCCAAGGACAACAAUGAAAAAUCUGUUGCGCUGACAAAGAAAGACCGAUCAGGAUAA
Molecule: messenger RNA, 450 nt
Organism: Saccharomyces eubayanus
Lineage: Eukaryota; Fungi; Ascomycota; Saccharomycetes; Saccharomycetales; Saccharomycetaceae
Gene: IST3
Product: U2 snRNP complex subunit IST3
Exons: 1
Coding region: 1-450 (149 amino acids)
Biological process (GO): mRNA splicing, via spliceosome
Cellular component (GO): catalytic step 2 spliceosome; U2 snRNP; precatalytic spliceosome
Molecular function (GO): RNA binding
Source: RefSeq, a predicted model, not a curated record